This is a messenger RNA of Paramormyrops kingsleyae, 1957 nucleotides long. The record is from RefSeq and is a predicted model, not a curated record. NCBI's taxonomy places the organism in Eukaryota, Metazoa, Chordata, Actinopteri, Osteoglossiformes, Mormyridae.
UGCAGGCACGCACCACAGAAACAACAACUUCUGCUUAUCUCUAAUAGCAGAAGGGUAGGGACUAGAUAAUAUGACGAGACGGUGCAGAACUCGAGAACUGCUUUGGAAGAUAAGCAGAUAUCAACGUGAAACUUCAUAUUAAGCUAGUUUCUGUCUCUUUUUCUCCAUCUGCUAAAGUGGUCAGCUAACUGCAAGAGACUUAAACUUACAGGCAAAUAUGAAUUAUCAAAUCUACAUUCUCCUUCUGCCUGUGUUGUAUGAUGUGUGCCUGUGUUGUGGAAGUGAAGCCAAUGAAGUUUGCUUCAAGGCCACUGUAACCAAAAUCCCAGAUACUUUGGACAGCAACAUCACUAGUAUAUCCUUUUACAAAAGCAAAAUAUUCAGCAUUCCGCCAAGAGCUUUCAUCAAUAUGUCUCAGAUAGAGGACCUGGAAUUCCUUUCUACUCCUACCACAACCAUCGAGGCAGGUGCAUUUGAAGGUUUACAUAACUUGAAGACAAUUGAAAUUAUAGAUACGCAAAUAACAUCAAUUCCGCUGGGAGCUUUUCAGGAUCUGCAGAGCCUAGAGAAGCUUGUUUUAAAAAACAACAAAAUAACAUUUUUGGAAAAAGGACUUUUUGAUGGUCUUGGAAAACUGAUGGAACUGGCUCUGAACAUGAAUGAAAUUGUUUCAAUUGAUGAAGGAAUUUUCGAUCAGCUUGAUGGCCUACAAACGCUCCAUUUGGGCAAGAAUAACAUCACUUCUGUCUCCAAAGAGAUGUUUGAAAAACUGAGUAAAUUAGGAGUCAUCAGACUCUAUGAGAAUCAGCUUAGCAUCAUUCCAGAUGAGAUCUUUAGUAACCUAACAAAUCUUAAAGAGAUUGCUUUACAGGGCAACAAAAUCAGUGUUCUACCCCCAAAACUAUUUUAUAAUAAACCAAAUUUGGAGAAAUUAUAUUUGGAAGAUAAUCUAUUGACUGAAUUGCCUCAUGAGAUAUUUAUGAAUCUUUCUGCAUUGAAAACAUUAAGACUUCAAAACAACCAACUAGUAAGUCUUCCUCCUUUUCUCUUUGGGAUGAUGCCAAACAUAACGGAACUUGAUCUCAGUAAAAACAAACUCACUGCCCUUUCAAAAGAUGUAUUUGGCACUAUAGCAGAAGUCAAAAACCUUGACACCCUUAAAUUGUCCCAUAAUAAUUUGAAAAACCUCCCUAAAGGAAUAUUUGACUCUAUUUCUGUCAAGAGAGUUCAUCUGGAUAAAAACCCUUGGAACUGUGACUGCAAGUUCAUACCUCUCUUCCAAUGGAUGAAACUAAAAAAGUCAAUUAUAUAUAAAUUUUCUAGUCUUAAGUGCACAAGCCCAGAACAUUUAAAAGGACAAAGUAUUGCGUCCCUAAAAGAGGACCAGCUGGUAUGUACCAUGUCUACUUUGCCUCCCACCACAACAGUCAGCAUGUUUUACACCACCUUAAAAACAACACCUUCAGUCAAACUCACAAGCACAAUCCCUGCAGCUACAACCUCCAUCAUUACACAGACAAGUGAAUUACCCAGCACGCCCACACCCACAACGUCAACCGCUGCAACUACGGCAACAACAAUGGGAACGAUGCAAUUGACAGCCACGUCAACCGCUGCAACUACGGCAACAACAAUGGGAACGAUGCAAUUGACAGCCACGUCAACCGCUGCAACUACGGCAACAACAAUGGGAACGAUGCAAUUGACAGCCACGUCAACCGCUGCAACUACGGCAACAACAAUGGGAACGAUGCAAUUGACAGCCACGUCAACCGCUGCAACUACGGCAACAACAAUGGGAACGAUGCAAUUGACAGCUACCUACGUCAACCGCUGCAACUACGGCAACAACAAUGGGAACGAUGCAAUUGACAGCCACGUCAACCGCUGCAACUACGGCAACAACAAUGGGAACGAUGCAAUUGACAACUACGCCUACAACUUCAACACUGCUUAG